UUUAUGCUCUGAAAUAGUCAAUACAUAACUGUCAUUGUUGGAUGAGACACAGUAUCGUGAAGGGUCUGCUGAAAUGGUUGUAUCAUCAGAGACUACUAGACCUGUAGGCUUGGCAGUAGAUAACUAUAAUGGGUUUUUUGUUGUUUUGUCUUUUUUUUUCCUGCUUAGCAUCACAGGCCCUUCCUCUUCUCUGGGAAAUGGAAAGCAUUUGUGAGUCUAUGGAUUGAAGUCCAAAAAGCCUGAUACUUUUCCUUAUUUCUGGCAGUCCUCAAGCAUAUGAUCUAAGUUGGGUCAAUUGAAUAUCUUUGCCCCUAGCUGUGAAUAAGGAAUAGUGUUACAAGGAAGGAAGAAGAGUUCAGAAUUAGUCCCCGUGGCCUCCAUUGCCCCAUCGGGUCAGAGUCCGAGUGUCCAGCAGCAAUGGCCGCUAACCACACUGUUUCUUUGGCCAUGGGUACGGCUGUGUGCUUUCUCUAGGUUGCCAAGCUGUCUGGUCACCACCCAGGAAGUUGUUUUUCUACCUAAGGACACCACAGACACUUUCAGUUUUUGCCUAACUGAUUUGAUCACUAUUUAGAGUUGUGGGAAAACUUAUUAGCCUAAGGUUGCUGCAAGGCCAGUUUAUGGGCUCUGCAGUUUCCUAAGUGAUGAUAAAGAGCCUCCAGGACUAAGCUCCAGGAGAAAAGAGUCAUCUGGCUUGAUUACUGUGGUGUACCCUGCUCCUAGCCCAGGCCUCCAGCACAUGCGUUUAGUAAAUUUUUAUUUGAUUUUGACCUGAAUGAAUAAAAUAACAGUACUCAACUUUGGGCCUCCUCAACAUCUAUUUAAAUUUUUGGAUCCUGUCUGCUUUUAGCAUACAAGGGAACAGAACUCAAAGACAAUGGCACUAAGGUGUUAAAUUCAGGUAGGUAGGAGGCUGUUUUUCCAGUGGCAGAAAUGAGGAAGUGGGGGAAAGAGCUUAGGUUUCGAUGGUGAUAAAUUGAACCUGUUAAAUGCUGUGCCUUUUACGUUUCGUAACUGGGUUAAACCGGUUGUGUCACUCCUUAGACAGCUCUGUACUUGUUUGAAUAGUACAAUAGUCCCUCCUACUGAACUUUGAUCCAGCAGAAACAACUGUUACCUAACUUCAGACCAUCAGUGGAACACCUGUACUAAGAAUGUUCGGUUUAACUAGUUUUGUGUACGUGAUUUCUUUUAAACUUUUAAAAUGAUUAGAAAACUUUUUAUUGUCCUGCUUUUGUCAUCCGUGACUCUUGGAGAAGCCAGGAAACCCUUUCUCAGUUUGCUGAACAUAGAAAAGACUGAAGUACUGUUUUUCACAAAGGUGGAAGAAACCGUUGUUGUAAGGUCAAGUUACAGAGAUAAACAGCCAAACUCCAGCUACCUCCUCGUGCAACUGGAAGAUGAUAAAAUGCUCCAAGUGGUGAAUGUGACCAAGACCUUGUCGGACGUGACCAGCUUUACCAUAAAUCUGGUGACAGAUGGAGACGGAGAGACAAAUCUGACUGUUCAGCUGUGGGAUUUGGAAGGUAGGCGCAAAAGCCUCAUUGAAGAGAUAAAGAAUGUCCGAGUCAGAGUGCUCAAACAGAGACAAGACAGUCCUUUCCCGGCAUCAAACCUCAUUGACAGAAACAUCCUAAUGCUUUUUCUGCCAAUGAUACUGUUAAAUAAAUGUGCGUUUGGUUGCAAGAUUGAGUUCCAGGUGUUUGAAACAGUGUGGAAGAGACCUUUGCCGGUAGUUCUUGGGGCGGUUAUACAGUUUUUUCUUAUGCCAUUUUGCGGAUUCCUUCUGACACAGAUUUUGGCCUUGCCUGAGGCACAGGCUUUUGGAUUUAUAGUCACUUGCACGUGCCCAGGUGGUGGUGGGGGCUACCUCUUUGCUCUGCUUCUAGAAGGAGAUGUCACUUUGGCCAUCCUCAUGACUUGCACAUCAACGUUUCUGGCCCUGGUAACGAUGCCUACCAAUUCGUACAUAUACAGUAGAAUCUUAGGGUUAUCAGGUACACUGCGUAUUCCUAUUUCUAGAAUUAUGUCAACCCUCCUCUUCAUCCUCGCACCAAUGUCAGUGGGAAUAGCCAUCAAGCGUAGACUGCCUAACAAAGCCAACUUCUUGGAGAGGAUCAUCAGACCUCUGAGUUUUAUUUUAAUGUUUAUAGGGAUUUAUUUGACUUUCAGCAUGGGAUCGGUGUUUCUGAAAACAGUGAACCUCGAGGUUCUUCUGUUGGGUGUCUUAGUUCCUGCUUUGGGUUUGUUGUUCGGGUACUUUUUCGCUAAAAUUUCUAUGCUGCCUCUUCCUGUUUGUAAAACUGUCGCUAUUGAAGGUGGGGUCCUGAAUAGUUUCUUAGCACUUGCCAUCAUUCAGCUCUCCUUUCCCCAGUCUGAUGCAGACUCAGCUUCUGUGGCUCCGUUUACUGUGGCCAUGUGCUCUGGAUGUGAAAUGUUACUGAUCCUUCUGUUCUACAAGGCUAAGAAAAGAUGCAUCCUUAACAUCGAAGAAAAAAGAAAAAUCCCCCAGUCUAACGGUUAAAGCUUUCCUGAAUUUUCCUACUCUGAAUGAGUUACUGUGGGAGAUGCGAAGAAUAUCUGAGAUGAUUCCUGCUCUCAACUCACUUAUGAUCUGAUUGAUAACUUGACAUUAGGGGAGAAAUACAGUCAUAUGUGCCUAAUACCCAGUGGACAGUCCAGACUGUUAAAUGUGCAGGAAUUCAGAAGGAGACUACUAUAGCAUUGGAUUGGAAUAUAAUACCUUAUUAUGAUAUAUCCCAAGUAUUUACAGGAGGGCUGCCCUUCCACAAUAGGCAUUUGGUAACCGCUCACACAGUGAAGGGACAUGUAAAUUCCUAUUUGAGACCAGUCUGUCUUAAAUGCAGCAUCUCUGGUCUCCUCGGUGUCCCUCCCAUCGUCUCCACCGGAGAUGCUGCUGUUUGCCCUGGAGCACGCGGUCCUCUCUCCCCACUCUUCUCCCUUCUCCCCUCCUCUUUCCUUCAUUGCAGUAGAACUGUUUCCUACAGACAAUCUCCUGUAAUACCUCUCUAUCCGUCUCCUCUCCACUCUCAGUCCCACUUUGGUUCUGCCCUAGAUCGCUGCCUCCCUAAACCUUUCUUCCCCAGCUUUUGGCCUCUCUGUCUACUCUCCAAUCGCUGGCAGAUUAAUGUUCCUAAAACUUAACUUUGAUCAUGUGCUUUCCCUGCUGCAAAGCCUUGUCACCUCUUGAAUAAAGUCUGUAUUCCUAGUGAGGCAUUUCAUACUCUCUGCUGACUUUAGCUUUCCAGUUUUAUCUCCUCUCCCACUUUUUACACACAGGCUUUGUUCCAGUCAGCAGAUAACUGGGUCACUCAUGACUGUGCCCUUUGUUCACAUUGUCCCUGCAACCUGAGGGGCCCAUAUCAUCUCUGUCUAAAUUUUGACCAUUCUCAUAGACCUGGCUCAAACACAAGCUUUAACUAAUCCCUGUUAGCUACCAGGAAUUGAAGUUUCCUCUAAAUUCUCAUCACAGUUUUUUACAUUCAUAGUAUUUAGCCAGUCUGGCUUGCAUUACAGUUCUUUGUGUUCCUAUUGUAUUCUCCCUAUUUUGCUAUAAGUCUUUGAACAUGCAUUUUAUAAACAUAACAUGUAAACAAUACAAUAUAAUAAGUUUAUAUAAUAUAAUAGCAUAAACAGUAUAAUAUAAACAGUAGAAUAUGAUAAUGCAAACAAUAUUUAUUUUGAUACAUAAUGUCUAGCACAUUUCCUAUGUGCUGAUUCAGAUAAAGUGUUGAAGCACAGACUAGGGCCCAAAUGAACAGUAUGCUUGUUUUUAUACUAACAUUGAGUUUUUCAAAGGCAAUUUCUAGUAUCUAGUUUCAGUUUUCACUUUUUUCCAAAGAGAGCGUGGGCAUCAAGAAAGAGAAAUACCACUCUAAAUAAAUCUGCUUGCCACAUUUCAUGGGCCUGUAUUUGUAGGCAAAUUACUUAAUCACCCUGUAGUACCAUUUCCUCAUCUAAAAAAUGGAGAUAAUAGUGUAAAUGCCAUCAAAUUGUCAUAGGAGUUAACUGAGAUCUUAUGGACAGUGUACUUAGAACAGGGUACAUGCUCCUCAAGUGUGAGCUGCUAUAAUUAUUUUACCGCACUUCAAACUUUUGACCCUUGUGUACCUACUACUGUUUUGAAAUACCAAUCUGAUAACUUUAGUGUGGAGGCUAAAACUUUGAACAUUUUCCUAUCAGUGUCAUUCACCAUCUUACUACAGUAUUAGGGAACUUUUGUUCAGUUUGCCAACUGACAAGACAACCAUAGUUCUUUUUUUCUUAUUUUACCAAAUCAGUAUUUGAAUACCAAGAUUUAUCAAAGCCCUGGUUUGUCAUGGUGAUGGAUGGUUAUUAUUCAUUUUAUAAAAUGAUAAUUGCCUACAUGAAACACUUUACUGUUGACUCUAUUAAAACAGAAAUCUCAACUUAAGGCAUUAAAUUAUAAUUAAGUUUGCAUACAUUUGACUUUUGCACAUUUUCAUGAACAUAUUUUACUGAUCAGGAGAUAAGAAAUUGCCUUUCUAGUUGUACUUUAUCCUUAACCUUGUGGCUUCAAACAAGACAUUUCUCUGCAGUUCAGUUUUCAGAUUUGUAAAAGGAAGAGAUUCAAUUGAAGUUUAAGAUAUUGCUCAACUCCUACGCCUGUAAUUCUGGCAUGAAACUCUGGGUCACUGACACCACAGACGGUGAUGGAUUCAGGUUGACAAUAAUAACCACCCACAGCAGCUGCUUUCUACUGGAGGCAAAAACCAAAGUAGGAGUUUCUUGAAGGUGGAGACCACAUAUUAUUCUUUGAAUUCCUUGUAGUUUUUAACCAAUGCCUUUAAUCAAGUUAGUGCUCAGAAAACAUUGAGUUAAUUAAUCAUUAAUGUCUGUAAAAGUCAAUAUCAUAUACUUAGAGGCCAGGUUGUGCCUGGGUCUUCAUUUCCAGCUCUGUCACCAACUGGGUGACAUUGGUCAAGUUAGUCUCUCUGUGCCUAAAUUGAUGUGGAAAGUGGGGAUAAUGAUAAUACAUACCUAAUGGUAUUUUUGUGAGGAGUAAAUGAGUUAACAUUAGUAAGAUCCUCAGAAUAACACCUAACAUACAGUAAACUCUGUAAUUAUUAUGGUUACUCUAUGCAUGUUUGAUCUUGCACUUAAAAGCAGACAAAUGUGUAUGAAUGGAACUUGGAAUGUAUUUCAUUCAUCUUACAGAUAUAUCAUAUUGAAAUUUUACCUGAGAAAGUUUGUCUAAUUUAGAUGGGGAUGAAGUUAUUGAAGCUCCUUAUUUGUUCUUUAAGAAUGAGAGACAUAAAGCAGGCUACCUAAUUGCUUGAGUUCAGACCAACAACUUGUCUAGCAAUAAUCAGUAUCAAGGCUACAGAGAACAAAGAGCUUUAUUUGAGGUUUUCAUAACUGCAGUUCAAGAGACACAGGUUUGGGUAAACCUGAAAGAGUAUAUCACAGGGGGAAAAGAGUCAGGAGCUUGUACAGGUGCCAGUUACAAGGAUGCUCACAAAUUUUGACUGACCUUGAUUAAAGAAAGGAAAUAAUUGUCCUUAGGGGACAGGCUGUCGUUUGUCAUUUUAUGUUAAGGGCUUGAUAAUAUCUUGAGUUUCUGGAGCACUGGGUAGAUGUUCUGGGUGCUUGUGUUAAGAUAUUAAGGUGUGUUUGGGCUGAGACAUAAGUCACACUUCCUCGAUGGCAUCCUAACUACCAGCUCCAUCUUGAUCUUCUUUUCACACAUUUCACACAGCCAUGAUUGGUUAGACAAAAGAUCCAGGGGUAAAGGGGUAAGUCGUGUUUAAGAAAAGUUUCAAUCCAAUCUUUAAUAGAGAUGAUUCUAUGAUAUAUAUAUAUAUUUUUUCGCAACUAAAAACUUUAUCAGAAAUUUCAGCCUAUGUUAUGUCAAAACAUAAAACCUUGUUAGGUAUCCUGAAGAUUCCACUCAUGAAGACCCCCAUUGUGUGUUUAUAAAUUCUUGUCAUUUUUAAUCAAAGUCCACUAAACAAUUAAUUAUUAAGAAAAUCUUGGUAUGUAGAAUCAGAUUCUGUGUGUGUGUGUGUGUGAGAGAGAGAGAGAGAGGAAAGUCCAUUUUAAAAGAAAUCCACUCCGGAGACUAAAUAGAGUUAGCAAGAUAGCCAGGACUGGGGAGGAAUCACGAUGAAGGUCACUCUCGACUACGCAAAUAGAGUGCAGCUGGACGCCCAUCACUCAGGCAGGUGACGACUGAGCGCUCCGCUUGACAGAGGCCAUCCUUCCCAGCACCUCUCCACGAACACUCAGGUCUCGGCAGGUGUCAGCGGCACUGGAUCUCACCUCUCCUCCAGGUUCUCAUGGAUGGAAAUCAGCUAGUAGAAAAAGGUAUCAAUAGCCCCUAGGAGGGAUCUCCUUAUUAGGGAAACCUGGAGUGGUGACCUGGACACCAUGCCAGGGAGCAGAUUCUGUCCUGAGGCAGUGGAAGCUGAGCCCUCCAUAACCCCCAAGCACUCUGGCACAGCAGUACACAAUCGAGGGUUCGGAACAAAGCCUGCAGGCGUGACUGUAACUUUAAAAAUUUCCCCUUUGGGAAGCCAAGAACAAUACACCAGGCACCAGGUCUCCGCAGCUAUCUGAACUGCUCAGCGCUGGACAAAAGCCUUAUGGAUAGCGGGGAGCCAGUGUGCAAUGCCGCCAAAACCAGAUCUGAGCACCAGACCUCCCUGUGCCCUAGAGGACUCUUCAUUUCACUUUCGGUCAGGCAUCUGAAAGCAGAACAGCUUCCUUGGACUGAGAAAUUUCCAAGUUACUUGACAAUUGUAAAGUAGCAGCUGAGGCCCCUAGAAAAAGGCUGUACCUUCUACUCAUUUGAGGUAGGGAGCUUGAAAUAGUUUUAAUUUGAAGGAGUGAGAUAGUCCAUCCAUCUUAUUUCACUUCCAGUACUCUGAUUUUAGCGGCUUUGCCAAAGCAGUGGGACCGUAUUUAUUUAAAUGAGGUUUAAAGAGGACUCAUGACAUUUCUGCAAAUGCCUGGAAAAUUUUAUUUGGUUAAAACCCAACACUUGUCAUCACAUAGUUGGCAAGAUUAUUCUUUUAAGAUAACUGACAAUGAAGAGCCAAAAAUCUAAUUUCUGAAGUUAUUUUUUUCAUCAAGAAAACAAAAGCAAAUUUUAUUAGACAAAUCAAGGUUGUCAAAUCAGAUACAGCAUCAUUCUUUCGAAGGAGACAAAGUUCUGGCUCUUUGUGAGGUUUGAGGAUUGGUCCCACGCUUCAUGUCAUUCACCUUUGAGAAUUCUCAUUUGCAAUACAUUGGUCACAGUAUCCCAUCUUCUGCUCAAGCUAAGAGAAGAAAUCACUGCAAAUACAAAAAGCCAAAUAACCUGCUUCCUUG
Molecule: messenger RNA, 7353 nt
Organism: Dama dama (fallow deer)
Lineage: Eukaryota; Metazoa; Chordata; Mammalia; Artiodactyla; Cervidae
Gene: SLC10A5
Product: solute carrier family 10 member 5
Exons: 1
Coding region: 1205-2524 (439 amino acids)
Biological process (GO): bile acid and bile salt transport
Cellular component (GO): membrane
Molecular function (GO): bile acid:sodium symporter activity
Source: RefSeq, a predicted model, not a curated record